This is a messenger RNA of Neoarthrinium moseri, 1512 nucleotides long. RefSeq lists its product as uncharacterized. Gene Ontology annotation, molecular function: NADP binding; glucose-6-phosphate dehydrogenase activity. The record is from RefSeq and is a predicted model, not a curated record. The transcript is spliced from 7 exons. The coding region runs from base 1 to 1512 and encodes 503 amino acids. Gene Ontology annotation, cellular component: cytosol. NCBI's taxonomy places the organism in Eukaryota, Fungi, Ascomycota, Sordariomycetes, Amphisphaeriales, Apiosporaceae. Gene Ontology annotation, biological process: glucose metabolic process; pentose-phosphate shunt, oxidative branch.
AUGGACUCUGCCGCAGCUUCAAUGGAGCUCAAGGACAACACGGUCAUCGUGGUCCUCGGUGCCUCCGGCGAUCUCGCAAAGAAGAAGACUUUCCCUGCCCUCUUUGGCCUCUACCGCAACCAAUUCCUCCCCCAGAACAUUAAGAUCGUCGGAUAUGCGCGGACGAAGAUGGACCACCCCGAAUACAUUAAGCGAGUCCGCUCGUACAUCAAGACCCCGACCAAGGACCUCGAGAGACAGCUCGAUGAGUUCUGCGAGCUCUGCACCUACGUCUCGGGCCAGUACGACCGCGACGACUCCUUCGACAACCUUAACAACCACCUGCUAGACAUCGAGAAGGGCCGCAAGGAGGCUCACCGUUUAUUCUACAUGGCCCUGCCGCCUAGCGUCUUCACCAUCGUCUCCCAGCACCUCAAGAAGUGCUGCUACCCCAAGAACGGCAUCGCCCGUGUCAUUGUCGAGAAGCCGUUCGGCAAGGAUCUUGCCAGUUCGCGAGAGCUGCAAAAGUCGCUGGAGCCCGACUGGAGCGAGGCCGAGCUUUUCCGCAUCGACCACUACCUCGGAAAGGAGAUGGUCAAGAACAUUCUGAUCCUGCGCUUUGGCAACGAGUUCUUCGGCGCAACAUGGAACCGACACCACAUCGACAACGUCCAGAUCACCUUCAAGGAGCCUUUCGGCACCGAGGGCCGUGGCGGAUACUUUGACGAAUUCGGCAUCAUCCGCGAUGUCAUGCAGAACCACUUGCUUCAAGUCCUGACCCUGCUGGCUAUGGAGCGCCCGAUCUCCUUCUCCGCCGAGGACAUCCGUGACGAGAAGGUCCGUGUUCUCAGGGGAAUCCCGGCCAUCGAGCCCAAGAACGUUAUUAUUGGCCAGUAUGGAAAGUCCCUUGAUGGUAGCAAGCCUUCUUACAAGGAGGACGAGACCGUGCCCAAGGACUCGCGCUGCCCAACCUUCUGCGCUCUCGUUGCCUAUAUCAAGAAUGAGCGAUGGGACGGUGUUCCCUUCAUCAUGAAGGCUGGCAAGGCGCUGAACGAGCAAAAGACGGAGAUCCGGAUCCAGUUCAAGGAUGUCACUAGUGGUAUCUUCAAGGACAUCCCACGCAACGAGCUGGUCAUGCGCAUCCAGCCCAACGAGAGUGUCUACUUGAAGAUGAACUCCAAGCUGCCGGGUCUCAGCAUGCAGACCGUCCUCACCGAGCUCGACCUGACCUACCGCCGUCGUUUCUCCGACCUCAAGAUCCCCGAGGCCUACGAAUCGCUCAUCUUGGACUGCUUGAAGGGCGACCACUCCAACUUUGUCCGUGAUGAUGAGUUGGAUGCCAGCUGGAGGAUCUUCACUCCCCUCCUUCACUACCUUGAUGAUAAUAAGGAGAUUGUCCCUAUGGAGUACCCCUACGGCUCGAGAGGCCCUGCCGUGCUGGAUGACUUCACUGCCAGCUACGGCUACAAGUUCAGCGACGCCUCAGGAUACCAGUGGCCCACUACGUCGGCUGUCCCACCUAACAAGUUCUAA